This is a messenger RNA of Fomitopsis serialis, 764 nucleotides long. RefSeq lists its product as uncharacterized. The coding region runs from base 80 to 694 and encodes 204 amino acids. The transcript has 3 exons. The record is from RefSeq and is a predicted model, not a curated record. Lineage: Eukaryota; Fungi; Basidiomycota; Agaricomycetes; Polyporales; Fomitopsidaceae.
CCCGGACUACGUCGGGACUAACAACAGAGUAUGCGUACCAUCGCAAAGACAUUGCUUACUUGAACGUGAAGACAACGUGAUGUUUCGAGUCCGUGUGCAAAAUAUGGAUCGUUCAACGUCGGGAAGAUUUUGCGGGACUCCUCAUUUUCACUCCGUCAAUCAUGAGACUCAUCGGCGAGAGUCGUGGUCAUCAAGUGGCGCCCUGAUAUACCCUUCCUGUGCAUCACCCUCUAGACUGACAUGCCCUUCGAACAUGUUGGCACUUGCCCAGGGGCAGUCUUGUGUCGAACGCUGGGCUACCGACUUGCACGAUGUCAUUCUGUCAAGGAGGCAAGGAUCAGUUCUCUAUUGGAUGACCAUCGAGGCUAGACGGCAUAAUAACUCGCCGGCGUCUCGUAGACCUUGCCGGCGCACCAUACAUGGUGUCAUGACCUUAAAAAAUGGCAGACAUGAACCACAUAUUUCACACACCUGCCAUCCAGACCUCCCUGCUGAGCGACAUGCAGGGGGGCUGCGACGCGUAGCCGAUCUUAGCAGACCGGCUUACUUGUUCGAGCGACUCGAGCUUGGCCUCGCUCGGGACGCCAUGCUUCGUGCUGUUGGAUGCCAUCAAAACAAGGGGCAGAUCCACGACCUUCCAAUUCCAGUAAGCAUUUCAGUGUUGGGUGCAUUGCUUUCAGGCGAAGAUCACUAAUGCGCUUACGAGACUUGGAUGACUUCGUGCACGGUCCAGGCUGCAUGCACGGUACGUGUCAUUUUUUGGC